Messenger RNA from Neopelma chrysocephalum (saffron-crested tyrant-manakin), 4705 nucleotides. RefSeq names its product sphingomyelin synthase 1 (gene SGMS1). The record is from RefSeq and is a predicted model, not a curated record. The transcript is spliced from 7 exons. Gene Ontology annotation, biological process: sphingomyelin biosynthetic process; ceramide biosynthetic process. Gene Ontology annotation, molecular function: ceramide cholinephosphotransferase activity; sphingomyelin synthase activity; protein binding. Bases 1582 to 2868 code for a protein of 428 amino acids. Lineage: Eukaryota; Metazoa; Chordata; Aves; Passeriformes; Pipridae. Gene Ontology annotation, cellular component: endoplasmic reticulum membrane; Golgi membrane.
UGGGUUGGAGUGACAGCGUGCCAGCUGGUGCCUGGGGUAAUGAUCAGGUUACUGUGGUGCCUUGGAGACAGAUGGGCUCCAACAUUACCCUGGAAACUCAAUUUUCAGCGUGAUGCAAUGUUUGGGUAGAGCUGGAACUCUGGGAUUGCACCUUCACCCGCGGAGGGUGAAGGUUUCUCGUGCUCUAUGUCACUUUUUACUACAGGGAGGUGGUUUGCUUGGCUGGCUGAUGAAAGGAGUGAAUUUCCCUGGAGAUACUGGUGUUCAGCAGCAUGUGGGUGUCAGGAGGCUUUGGGAGGUGGAGGAGGAUGGAGAUGGAAUAAUGUCCUUUGAAUCAGAGCUGUGUUGGUAUGCUAGAAAGAGACUGGCAGCUGUAAAAAGAGGGGAAAAAAGCCCUCAAACAUCGAACCACUCACUGCAUGAUUUUGUGUGGACUCGGAGCAGGAGGUGUUUAAGAAUUUAUACUGGACUGAGUGGGGUGAAAAUUGAAGUGUAGGUGAGAGUGUGGAGGAGGUCACUGCCAACAGCUGCUCAACAGUGAUCCCUUGGAAAUCAAAAGAGCCUUGGUUCAGUGGGUUCCAUCCCAAGGCGUGGACUUGGUGACCUGUGUGAUAACUUUGAGAGUAAAUUCCAAGUGAUUUAUCCCUCUUCUGAUCUCCCUUGAACCCUGAACUGCUCGUGUCUGUUGCUGUCAAGUGGCUACUUCUGUAUUUAUGAGCAAGUUGCAAACUACUGACCUGCUUUGCCUCCUGUGAAAGGCAAGUGAUAGUUCUCGCUGGAGAUGGCAAGGGCAGCAUUUCUGGAUGUGCCUGGACUAAAUUUACUGUUGGGAACUGAAAAGUGUGGAUGCUGAUGAUUGUUGGAAGGAAAAGCGUGUAUUUACUGCGCGGUGGCAAUAGAUUUAUAGACAGAUAGUUUGGUUUAUAGAUAAAUAUUUUUGCCUCUAUUUGUGUAGCCCCAAGCAGUAGAUUUUAAAGCCUAAACUUUGCUAUAAUCCAGAGACCUUUUUACAUUUUUUUUUCCUAUCCCAUCUGCUGAGUUCCUCGCUCACGGCUCAGAUGUCACGUGGCGCCACGAGAGCCAAGAGAAGUGACGCAUCCUGGUAUCCCAUGGCGCUUCCCGGCGAGCAGCGGGAAGAGAAGCUCUGACGAAGCCUGGCCACGGGAAAGUCGAAAGGCAACUUUUAAUGUUUUAAUGUGAAGGAAGUUGGGCGAGAUCCUCGGGUGAGAUCCCGGGCUCCGGGACGCUUCGGCUCCAAGAGGCUCCUCCGCGCGUCCCUCUGGUCCUGCCGGGAGUGUCUGGCUGGCAGCUGGGGAGGGGAGAACUUGGCUGCUGUUUUCCGCCGCCUGAUUUCCACCAGAAGAAGAAUGCCAACACGAAUAUGAAGUGAAGUGACUCCUAUGCUGUGCCAGGGCGCCCGGAUGCUCCUGUGGGCGGGUUAGAGACGGGCACCCGCCUCGGCCACAGACGGAUCCCUCGGACAGGAUGAAGCCCAGGAGGAGCUCCCCAGCGCGCCGGAGCGGCAGUGAGCGCUGCCCCCUGUGAGAUCCAUGCCAGAGCGUGCCCCGGCUGCCCGGCGAGAUGAAAGAGGUGGUGCUGUGGUCGCCCGAGGAGGUGACCAGCUGGCUGACGGAGAAUGCGGUGCCCGAGUACUGCGAGCCCCUGAGGGGCUUCACCGGGCGGGACCUCAUCGACCUGAAGGAGGAGGACUUUAAGAGGUCGCCUCUGUCCCGGGUGUCUUCCGACAGCGGCCAGCGGCUUUUGCACAUGAUCGAGACUCUGAAAAUGGCUCACCACAUGGAGGCUCACAAGAACGGCCACGCCAACGGGCACAUCCGCGGCGGCGGCGGCGAGAACGGCUUCGGCGGCAAGGCCAAGCUCAACGGGGUGCCAAACGGGUUCAAGAAGGAGAUGAUAAAGAUCCCCAUGCCAGAGCCGGAGCGCUCGCAGUACCCCAUGGAGUGGGGCAAGACUUUCCUGGCUUUUAUUUAUGCACUUUCUUGUUUCGUCUUCACCACAGUGACUAUCUCAGUCGUUCACGAACGAGUGCCUCCCAAGGAGGUGCAGCCUCCCCUCCCAGAUGCAUUUUUUGAUCGCUUUGAUCGGGUGCAAUGGGCUUUUUCUAUUUGUGAAAUCAACGGCAUGAUCCUCGUAGGACUGUGGUUUGUUCAGUGGCUGCUCUUAAAGUACAAGUCUAUAAUUAGCAGAAGAUUUUUCUGUAUAGUUGGCACACUGUACCUGUACCGGUGUAUUACAAUGUAUGUGACCACGCUCCCAGUACCUGGAAUGCAUUUCAAGUGUUCUCCAAAGCUUUUUGGAGACUGGGAAUCUCACCUGCGAAGGAUAAUGAAGUUGAUUGCUGGUGGGGGAUUGUCCAUCACCGGGUCCCACAACAUGUGUGGUGACUACCUGUACAGCGGCCACACCGUCAUCCUCACCCUCACCUACCUGUUCAUCAAAGAGUGUGAGUGCCUGCCUGCUCAUUCCUUCCUCACUGAGGGAAUUAUUGUUGUGCUCCUUGAUUCCCCACGGCGACUCUGGUGGUAUCACUGGCUUUGCUGGGCACUCAGCAUGGUUGGGAUGUUCUGCAUCCUCCUUGCUCAUGACCACUACACUGUGGACGUGGUGGUGGCUUACUACAUCACUACAAGGCUAUUCUGGUGGUACCACACAAUGGCCAACCAGCAAGUGCUAAAAGAAGCUUCCCAAACUAACCUCCUCGCAAGGGUCUGGUGGUACAAGCCCUUCCAGUACUUUGAAAAGAAUGUCCAAGGCAUUGUACCUCGCUCCUACCACUGGCCCUUGCCCUGGCCGGCGCUGCGGCGGGGCCGGCCGGUCAAGUACAGCCGCCUGGUCAGCGACACGUGACAGCAGGACAGGACCUGGCCCAAGUGCUCACAACUCCCUACGAGAAGAUGCCAUAAGAAAACAACAAAAAAUAAAAAUUAAAAAAUCAACUGCUCCCUAUAACCCUCUCUUUUAACAGCUCCCCUCGACUCGACCCGUUCAGUUACCUGGUAAGCACUGUGAUCUUUUUUUCUCUCCAAAGGAUCUCUGCGUUGGACAAACAAUAAAGAAAAAUUUAACUUAUCAUGCACUGUUACACAUUUCUUGUUGAUAGAGUUGGGAUUUGCAUUUUACCCAUCGCCAUGUUCCUUUGUAUAUGAUGCGACAACAUAAAUGAGAGCUUUUAUAUCAUGAGUUCUGGUCUUUUCCAGUCACGUCUGGGAACAAAGCAUAUUAUUUUCUUGGGAAAACAUACUUUUCAUAUCUCUUGCCCCAAAGAUUGGGCUGUAAGCCAUUUUCUAGCAAAUGACUAUAUGAAGGUUUCUAAAUACCUGCCUUGGGUGAAAUCAAGAAAUCUUUCUACCUGUUGCACCGCGCUACGAAUGAGAUGAUAGACACAGAAAGGUUUGGUAAUCCUGAUUUUGUAGAAUCUGCAGUGACUGACUGUGUCAAAAAGUGCAAAAAAAAAAAAAAAAAAGGAAAAAAAAAAAGAAGAAAAAAUGUAAAGUGAUUUUCUAAGUAUUUCCUAACUUUAUUUUUCAAAACGUGUAUGAAAAAAAAAAUUAAAUUUAAAAAGAUUUUUACAUGUCAGAGAAUAGAGAGUUAAAAUUUAAAGAAAAUGCUUCUUGGGAGAGAGAGAUUUGUCUAUGUUUCUAGUGCCUUUCUUGUCUUGAUUGUAUGGUCAGUAGGCAGUCUUAAAUGUUUUUAUUUAAAAUAAAGUAUUCCAUGAAAGCAGAAUUAUAUAUACUAUAUAAUUACUAAUUUUUGCAUUUAUAGCUAAAUUAAACUGGAAAUUUGCUUAUAAUGUUGAAAUUGCCAUGUGUAGGGAAAAAACCACCCCACCAAAUAAAAAGGGUCCGAUCUUGUUCACACAUUGUGGGCAGGUCAAGCUAAAAAGUAUCACUUUAUUCUUGGUAGCUGGGUUUUAACAAGCAAAACAGCCAUGAAUUCCUGUUUUUUAAGAAUUUUACAAAUGAUCACUGAGUGAACUACGAAUGGUUUCUCCAUCCCCUUUUGCAAUGUUGUUGAGAAACAACAAAGAUAAUCUAUUUCUUUAAAAUAUUUGUGCAGAAACUGCAUGUAGUUCUAAGUUUCACUCCUACCAUACAUACUGUAUGUCUGGGGAAGUAUCCUAUCCUAAACUUGCCAAUGUGCAGAACAAAAAUAGUUUUUUUUUAAAAAAGAAUGAAGAAGAGAAAAAUAUAUAUAUAAAUAUAUAUAUAUCCAUUCUGUAUUUUACGUGAAGCAGAGUUAUCUUCUGUAGGUUUUUUGUGUAUUCACAAGGUGAUAUUUGUAUUGUAAAACAACAAUGGUGAAGGAAAAUAAAAAGGCUUUUGAAACGUGUAGUUUCCUUUAUCUUUUUGAUAUUAAGUUGAAAUUUAAAGCUGGGUUUAUUCUUCCAAACCUUGCCUUUAAGUUGAUGUUUAUUGCACUGUAGGCCAUCCGAUUUGGACUGUAUGGAAACUGCAUUGAUUUCGAAUUGCUGUCGGGCAAAACAGUGCCUUAUCUGAAAUAAAUGCUAUGCAAUCGAUUCCGAGCGGGCGGGAGCGGGUUGGGAGGAGCCUUCCUGGGAGCCAUCACCAGGCCUUGAAAAAUCUACCCCCAAAACUGCUGGGAGGGAGCACAGGGCGGGGUGAGCAUCAUCCACUGCCCUGGGGUCUGUCAGUCCUGGUGCUUGAAUGCCAAAAAAAAGGCAAAA